Molecule: messenger RNA, 1489 nt
Organism: Penaeus chinensis
Lineage: Eukaryota; Metazoa; Arthropoda; Malacostraca; Decapoda; Penaeidae
Exons: 6
Coding region: 232-1356 (374 amino acids)
Molecular function (GO): oxidoreductase activity
Source: RefSeq, a predicted model, not a curated record
GAAUGGAGGUCUUCAUGGUUGGAAACUGCGUGCUGGUGUUGAUCCAGGAAGCAGUGUAGUUUCAGUGGCCGGAUCGCUCGGCGGUGUUUGUUACGCUCUUAUAUUGCUCGUGGUCGAUAUCAUGGAUGUGCUUUUGUGUGUUCGGCCAGUCGUAAAUGGUUUGUUUUAGAGAAGAAAACUGUUAGCAAGGAUCUUCGAUUCAAUUGCAGUAGAAAAGUUUUACUGAGAGUCAUGACGCUGUGGAGGGAAAGUAAGGAUGGCGAGCACCUUCGUGUCAAGAUGAAGGUACCGGAGGAGGCGCCGUGUGACGAGUGCCGCAGGUCGAGGCUGCUGCCCGCACUUCUGGCCGAGGCUAGGUCGCAGCCGGCAGACUGCGGCAACGCCCCAUCACCGCCACCCUGGCUUCACCGCGACAAGGUCGCAAUAGGUCAGGCUGUCUUCCAACGCUACUUCUUGAGCAUCUUCGUAAGCAAUUUGGUUGGCCUGCUUUGCCUGCUCACCGUAGAGACCGUCGUGAGGGUGCUGGCCUUCACAGGUCGUUCUUCCUUGCCAUCCACUUCGUACAAGCGAUAUUUGAGCACGAUAAACCAUCUCAGACAGUGGUAUUCUUCUGAUGUCUUUAAUAAAGAGUCAAGAGCCUACAAGUCCAUUCAACUAGUUCGACGAAUGCACACAUCAUCUCAUUUUGAAGCUCAAAAGUCGCAGAAAUGUUUUACUUCCCAAGCAGAUAUGGUGGUUACACAGUGGGCAUUUUUUGGCCUUGCACUUACUCAUGGUUCCCAAUUUGGUGUCCGGUUAACCAGAGAAGAGGAAGAAGGACUUGUCCACUUCUGGAGGAUCAUAGGAUACCUAUUAGGAAUUGAGGAGAAAUAUAAUCUGGCUAAAGGAAGCAUAGAAGAGGUGAAGACCAACUGUCAUGCACUUGUACAUAAAAUAAUAAUCCCAGGUCUAGUCACUCCUCCUCCUGAGUUUCACCCAAUGGCAGAUGCAAUGCUCCAUGGAAUUCACUUGAUUGUACCUGUCAUGGAUCCACCAGCCUUCGCAGAGUUUACAAAGUGCAUAUUUGGAAUUGGAUAUAGCACGAGUAAACUCUCAUGGCACUCAAGAUUCAUCUUUAAUAUUAUGAAAUGGAACUUUUGCACACUCCUCCACAUCCCAGUUCUGAAUGUGCUGUUGCGUGUAUAUGAGAACUUCCUUUUAACCUUUGCAUUGUUUAUUUGUAAUAGUUUGCCUGUAAUUAGGUCAUAUUAUACAUGGGUUCAAAAGAAGGUAAGUGGCUUGUGGCAAGACAUCACAGAAUCUUUCAUGAACAUUAUAAAAGGAAUAUUAUUGUUGUUUAAUCUUGAGAGUUCCUGAAAUAUUCCUUGGUUAAUAUGAUCUGCAGAGUUUAAUGAAGUUCCUGUUUAUUUUGUUUCCCUGUUUUCAUACUAUUAAAUCAAAUCAUCAACAGUAUUAGCUGCAUACUUCAAUAAAAAAAAUAAAGAUACAA